AGGGCGGCGGGCUCGGUGCGGGGACAGGCCCGCGGUGACGUCGCGGAGAUGACAAAAAAAAAAACGACCAGCGCAAAACCGGGGAGGACGGGCGAGCUCCGCCGCUUUUCCGUUUCUGCCCCGGCUGGGAAUUUACCGACGCGCCCUCCCGCGGACGGAAGCGGAGCGCUUUGAGGGCCGGACCGAGAGGCGUUCGCCGGCAAGGAAACAAUGUCCGCGGGCCGGCGGUUCCGCGGGUGCGCCUGCUUUUUCACCGACAACAUCUUCGUGGGGCGCUUUGGGCUCCACGUGCGGUACCGGGACGGGCCGCAGCUCCGCCGGGACCACGGCCGGGCGCUGUGGGAGCGCGGCUGCCGGAGCGAGGAGCAGUUCCGGGAGGUGCUGAGGGAGAUUGAGGCAGAAGUGCAGAGAAGAAAAGAGUUGAUCCAUCAGUCAGUGGAACGCAGAGCCAUCAUCUCCAGGUGCUACAAACCAAAACACCCAGAGCUGUACACUCUGCAGGAUUCCUUCCUGGCCCCGGAGUUUCUGGAAAUCGUGAGGUUCUGCACAUCCCCAGGUGCUGAUCUCCAGGGCCUCCUGAGCCACCUCGAGUCCUUCUCAGAUAAGAGGAUCUAUCGACUCCCAGUGUUCACAGAGGAGUUCUGCCAGGCCUUUGUGGAUGAGCUGGAGAACUUUGAGCAGUCGGAUAUGCCUAAAGGCAGGCCCAACACCAUGAACAACUACGGGGUUCUGCUGAACGAGCUGGGCAUGGACGAGCCUUUCCUGACGCCGCUGCGGGAGCGGCUCCUGCCCGUCACGGCGCUGCUGUACCCGGAGCUGGGCGGCGCCUGCCUGGACAGCCACAAAGCUUUCGUGGUCAAGUACUCCCUGCACGAGGACCUGGACCUGAGCUCUCACUACGACAACGCUGAAGUCACCCUGAACGUUUCCCUGGGAAAGGAGUUCACAGAAGGAAACUUGUACUUCGGGGAUUUCAGCCAGGAUCCCAGCCCUGUGCCCAAAUACAUCGAGGUGGAGCACGUGGGAGGCCGGGGGCUGCUGCACCGAGGGGGGCAGAUCCACGGGGCCCUGCCCAUCGCCUCCGGGGAGCGCUGGAACCUCAUCGUGUGGAUGAGAUCGUCGGCCAUCCGAAACCAGCUGUGCCCCAUGUGCCGCAGGAAACCCGAGCUGGUGGAGGCGGAGGGGUUCGGGGAUGGCUUCACAGAGCCCCUGCGGGAGGAGGAGGCGCCCCAGACCGUGGAUGUCUGUGCCUUGGGCUAG
Messenger RNA from Hirundo rustica (Barn swallow), 1260 nucleotides. It is a transcript of the gene OGFOD2, whose product is annotated as 2-oxoglutarate and iron dependent oxygenase domain containing 2. The transcript is spliced from 7 exons. Gene Ontology annotation, molecular function: iron ion binding; oxidoreductase activity, acting on paired donors, with incorporation or reduction of molecular oxygen; L-ascorbic acid binding. The record is from RefSeq and is a predicted model, not a curated record. The coding region runs from base 211 to 1260 and encodes 349 amino acids. Lineage: Eukaryota; Metazoa; Chordata; Aves; Passeriformes; Hirundinidae.